This is a messenger RNA of Penicillium alfredii, 1752 nucleotides long. RefSeq lists its product as uncharacterized. NCBI's taxonomy places the organism in Eukaryota, Fungi, Ascomycota, Eurotiomycetes, Eurotiales, Aspergillaceae. The record is from RefSeq and is a predicted model, not a curated record. Gene Ontology annotation, molecular function: phosphatase activity. Gene Ontology annotation, biological process: dephosphorylation. The transcript has a single exon. Bases 1 to 1752 code for a protein of 583 amino acids.
AUGUUCACGACUCACGCUUCUAUCGCUACCCUCGUACUCGCCCUGCAGGCGGCUAGCCCGGUAUCCGCGCAGAAUUACACAGAGAAAGUGUGGGGAGUCGUUGCCUACACUCUCUAUGGAGACAGCACCCCUGUUGCUCUCGUGCAGGACAGCUCCAGGGUCUUGACCAACUAUGGAGCCAGCAGUCUUGCUGCAGCCGGAUCGGCUUUCCGGGAUCGCUAUGUGGCAACGGAAGAAAGCGGCAACGAAGCAACGGGCAUCCAGGAUAUCUCGACGAAUCUCUUGGACACAAAACAGAUCGAAGUGUUCUCGACCACCGACCAGUAUGUUGCUGCCUCUGCACAAGCAUUCUUGCAGGGUCUCUAUCCGCCUCUCGGCCAGUCCAAUAUCACAUAUGCCGAUUGGACCACUGAACUGGCCAAUGGAUCUUUGGCGAGAUCUCCGCUCGAUGGGUACCAGUAUCCACGGAUUGUCACGCUGGGCUCGUCAGACCCUCAGUCUCUCACUCUGGCAGGACAGACGCGGUGUCCCAUGCAUAAUGCCGCAAAAUCUGAGUAUCUGAAUAGCGACAACGUUCAAGAAUUCAGCCAGGAGAUGCGGCCUUUUUACGCAUGGAUCUGGGGCGAAGCGCUGGCUGGUGUGUACGCAGAAUCGUCGGCUACAUAUUCCAAUGCCGUUGACAUUGCCAAUUACCUGGAAUAUGAGCUGGUGCAUAACAGCAGUCUGCUGAAACAUGUCAACCACGACGAAAUCAGUCGGGUGCGGUGGCUGGCGGAUCGGUACACUUAUGACACGAACAGCCAGGACUCUUCAUUCAGUCAGUCAUCGUACAUCGGUGCUGUCAAUGCUAUCGCGGGCCAGACAUUGGCAUCGAGCAUUCUGCAUGCGUUGGACACAAAUGUCAAUGGGAACGGUGCUCAAUCGAAAAUGACCUUGUUGUUUGGCAGCGAUGAGCCGGCCGUCGCCCUGGCAUCCUUGGUGGGGCUGGCGGAUCAACAGCAAUCCAACUUCUACUCGCGCCCGGCACGAGGUGGCUCACUCAUCUUUGAGCUGUACAGCUUCGGGGAUAGUGAACAAGACUCAGCCUACCCGAGCCCAGACGACUUAUAUGUGCGGUUCUUCCUGCACAACGGAACCAAUUCCUCCAUCGAGUUUUUGUCCUAUUCUCUCUUUAAACACGGCCCUAGCCAGGCCUACAUCCCAUACACCGAGUUCCGCACCGAAAUGGAGACGUUUGCCACGACUUCGAUUCAAGAGUGGUGUCUCCGAUGUAACUCCCAGUCGGUGUUUUGUGAGGGGGCCGUGGACCGCAAUCAAUCCCCAUCUGAAGGGAAGAAGCAAGUGUCCCCUGCAGUGGCCGGGGUGAUUGGUGCUGUAGUCACCCUUGUUGUGGUUGCAAUGCUGGCAGCCAUCUGCUUUUUAAUUUGGGGGGUUCACAAGCACACCCACAAGCCGAGUCUGGGAGGCUUCAAGGGAACCAGGAAGCUUGCAAGCGACAAAGACGUCACUUUCCGUAACCCUGUCUGGGGCAUUUUCAAGCCCUUGAAAAGCCAGCAGCCAGAUGAGGCCCCUGCUGAUGCCAUUGUGCAAGGCCAUGAGCGUGUCGGAAGUUGGGAGAUGGGCCAGCAACAAAAGGAAAUUGAAGAUAUCUCGACGGGCAAUCCACAAGGGAUAUCACCAUUCGACGAGAAUGAGGAGGAAUGGCGAGCCCACAGUGGGUUGCAGCCUGUCAAGGUGCGGGAAAGUGUCUGA